Messenger RNA from Artibeus jamaicensis (Jamaican fruit-eating bat), 948 nucleotides. RefSeq names its product olfactory receptor 52R1. Gene Ontology annotation, molecular function: olfactory receptor activity; G protein-coupled receptor activity. The record is from RefSeq and is a predicted model, not a curated record. Bases 4 to 948 code for a protein of 314 amino acids. NCBI's taxonomy places the organism in Eukaryota, Metazoa, Chordata, Mammalia, Chiroptera, Phyllostomidae. Gene Ontology annotation, cellular component: membrane. The transcript has a single exon. Gene Ontology annotation, biological process: G protein-coupled receptor signaling pathway.
GUGAUGUUGGCUUCAGGAAACAGCUCUUCUCAUCCUGUGUUCUUCAUCCUGCUUGGGAUCCCAGGACUUGAGAAUUCUCAAUUUUGGAUUGCCUUUCCAUUUUGUGCUAUGUAUAUUGUGGCUAUAGUUGGCAAUAUAACUGUACUUCAUGUAAUUCGAACUGACCACACCCUGCAUGAGCCCAUGUACCUCUUUCUGGCCAUGCUGGCUAUCACUGACCUGGUCCUCUCUUCCUCCACCCAACCUAAAAUGCUGGCUAUUCUCUGGUUCCAUGCUCAUGACAUUGAAUAUCAUGCCUGCCUCACCCAGGUGUUCUUCAUCCAUGCCUUUUCUUCUGUGGAGUCUGGGAUGCUCAUGGGUAUGGCCUUGGAUCAUUAUGUGGCUAUCUGCUUCCCACUUCAUCACUCUAGUAUCCUGACCCCAUCUGUAGUAGGUAAACUGGGGGCAGCUGUGAUGAUGAGAGCACUGCUGUGGGUGAGCCCCUUCUGCUUUAUGCUCUCUAGGCUGCCCUUCUGCCCCAACCAAGUCAUUCCUCAGUCAUACUGUGAGCACAUGGCUGUGCUGAAGUUGGUGUGUGCUGAUACUAGAAUAAAUCGUGCAUAUGGGCUCUUUGUGGCCUUCUCAGUGGCUAGCUUCGAUUUGCUUGUCAUCAGUGUAUCCUACGUGAUGAUCUUGAGGACUGUGCUGGGGUUGCCCUCUAAGGAAGCCCGACUGAAGGCUUUUGGCACAUGUGCCUCCCAUAUCUGUGUCAUGUUGGCUCUUUACAUCCCAGCCCUCUUUACUUUUCUCACCCACCGCUUUGGUCAUCAUGUGCCCAGAGUGGUACACAUCAUGUUGGCUAAUCUCUAUCUACUGGUCCCUCCCAUGCUCAACCCCAUCAUCUAUGCAGUGAGAACCAAGCAAAUCAGGGACAGAGUUAUUCAAGGAUGCUGUGGAAAAGACCCAUGA